ACACACACUUUCUGCACAUGCCCACGCUGAGAGCAAACCAGUGGAUCGGUGUGUAACGGAAUUCAGUGUUGUUGGAUGGUUAAAACUGGGACACUGGAUUCUCCCGUUUCUCCUCGGAGGACUGGUCCUGAGGACAGGACAGGACGGAUCCGAGUUUCCAGCGUAAAGAACGGCACAUCCUCAACAGAGAACUGGAUAGAGAGCUGCCCAACUCUUCGUCUGUCCUGAAUGAAAGCCUCUUAAGGUGGACGGGGUACAUGAAAAAUACAUGUCCCAAAGGAGCGCUGACGUGACAAGCAGCAGACCCGCGGCCAUAAAUCAACACCAGAGGACUUUGAUUUCUUCAUUAUCACUUCCUGAGGCAACAACAGAGGAACAGGCGUGUUGGCAGGCCUGCUGACCUGCGGAUGUGCACCGUAGGAUUCUAUUUCUGGAGCCUCAUUGCUUUUACAGAUUAACUGCCCUCAAAUAUGGCCCCAAUCCGUUCAUUGCGCCACUAGUUUGACUGCUGCUGGAGGUUGUGCAUAUAAGCUUCAAAACAACCCACUGUGCGUCAGUCCAGUCAUUUGAAGGCCCGCUGCCUUUGGCCUGUUUUUUUAAAAGCAGUAUCAGUGCUCUUUUUUUCAGACUCCUGCAGAGGAACAAACAUGCAGCUGCAUGUCAUGACAGCUUGAAAGUCAUUUUUGUUGUUCUCCUUACAAUCAUUUCUCCUCUUACUCAAGUCAUUGCCAUUUCCAUCCAGAACCGUUGCAGGGAAAGAUUGACGUCCAAUGCUUUCACGUUAAAAACAACACCGUGCUCAGAGACAAAGACUUCAGAUUUUAUUGCAAGAGAUCCUGAGGGCAAAUCACACUGAAAUCACGUUGCCCAGUAUUUUCAUUAGAGUGUCUGGGGCUAAUCAAGGUCUUCCAUCAUCAGAAUUGACAUUUCCAUAUUGUAUGAGAGAGAAAGUAGCCAACAUUAGCAUAUUCAUGAACACUGACACACUCAAUCAUGUGAAAUGGAAGACAUGGGGCAAACUCUGAGCCAUCGAGCCCUGAAACAAAUAGCUUAUGACAUGUGAGGAGAAGAGGAUCUUGAAUCCCUCCGCGCAACUUCACCACAUCCCAUAGCACACAGGAGAAAGCUACCACUGGCACAUUAAGGUUACUUCAUAAACCUGCAAUGUGUUGUUGGCCUCUGGACCAAGGCCUGUAAUAAGAGAAAAAUUAAAGAAUAGGAUUAAAGAUGGAUUAUCACCGAAACACUAAAGCCAGCAAAGCAGCUGCCUUUGCAUAAACCCAUCGGACACUCUUCAGGGAAAACGAUUUGUAGAUUACAUUUGGUUGUUGAUGCGGUGGCCUCUUGUGUGGCUGGUAUUAAAAGAGAGGCAUGGAUAAUCUAGAUGAUCUGGAGCACCCUCUUCUGGGAGAAAGCCCCAAUAACAGCCGGGCAUCAGUGCAGGGACAAGGGCCCGGGACUGGACAGGCCCCUGGCGGGCUGUUCAAGGGCAUCUUGGUUAAGUGCGAGGAGGACAGGGCCUACCCUCCUUUAGCGUGGAGGAGCUAUUGUGGACAUCCUCCUGAACUUCAGCAGCAGCAGCUACUGGACCCUUGCUCCUUACCUCGCACACUGGAGUCCUUUUACCCACCAGCCCCCAUCUGGGGCCACGCAGACCCCCUGCUCAGCAAAGACUACCUGGAGACCACCUUUAUGGACAUUCGGCCUGGGUCCACACUGGAGAGGAAGCUGCUGGCCGAGACACAGGACUAUAACAGUGUGUCCUACAGCAUGGAUGAUGAGGACGACCUGCUUCCCGACUCUGACGACUCAUCAAUUGAUGACUUCAGUGAUACAGACAGCGAGAGCAACUUCCCUCUGAUGAUCCCUCAGGACUACCUGGGUCUGGCCUUUUUCUCCAUGCUCUGCUGCUUCUGGCCCUUAUCUCACUCUCCUCUCUCCUCCGUUUCUCAGACCAACAAGGCAUCGGCUCAGGGGGAUUUCCAGGGGGCAAACGCAGCGUCUCGACAGGCUCUGUGGCUCUCAGUGCUUUCCAUUGUGUUUGGAAUCAUAACGUACAUCUGUGCCAUCGCCGCGUUGAUUUCCUACCUGUCCGGAAAACCACCAUAAAAGCAACUCUUUCGCAC
Molecule: messenger RNA, 2126 nt
Organism: Morone saxatilis (striped sea-bass)
Lineage: Eukaryota; Metazoa; Chordata; Actinopteri; Moronidae
Gene: tmem91
Product: transmembrane protein 91
Exons: 4
Coding region: 1372-2109 (245 amino acids)
Cellular component (GO): membrane; intracellular membrane-bounded organelle
Source: RefSeq, a predicted model, not a curated record